AAAAGGAACUGCGGCUGGUUUCAAGUCCCUGCAGUUAAUGGAUUUGGAGUGUGGAGUCCUUGGGUUCAGCAGAGCUCCAUGAAAGGAGUAGCAGCGGUUUUAUAGGAAUUAUGUUUGCGGAGUUUUAGAAAGAGUUUAAAUAAAGGUGAAACAGACCCCACGACUGACCUAUGACAAUCUGUGGGAAGACAGAGGUUUGAUUCUCCAACACAGACCUGGAACUGAGAUGAAGCCCUUGUGCACGGUCAUCAGAACCCUCCUGCUCUCAGUCCUGCUUCCAUGGCCAAGCACAGGGAAAUUCCAUGUUAUAGGACCAAGCAAACCCAUCAUUGCCAUAGCUGGAGAAGAGGCUGUGCUAUCCUGCCACCUUGACCCAAUAGUGGAUGCUCAGAACAUGGAAGUGAGAUGGUACCGAACCCACCCUUCAGGUCUGGUGCAUAAUUAUGGGAAACAUAUGGAGCUGCAGAUGCCAGAGUACCAUGGACGGACAGAGUUUCUAAAGGAGAAUAUUGCCAGAGGGCAGGUAGCCCUGAGGAUCCAUCCCAUUCGCCCUUUUGAUGAGGGGGUAUAUAGUUGUUUCUUUGAAAACUCUACGUACAAUAAGGAAGCACAACUUGAAAUGUUAGUCACAGGCUCAGGUGUGGCCCCUCAUAUUCAUAUUGAACCUGCUACCACUGGAGAAGUAAAGCUGACCUGUACAUCCACAGGGUGGUACCCAGAGCCUGAGGUGCAAUGGAGGGACCAGCAAGGACAGCGUUUGGCACCAGACUCUGACACAAAGACAAAAGAAGAAAAUGGACUGUUUUAUGUGAAAACAUCUAUAACAAUGGAUAAAAGUUCAAGCGAAGGUGUGUCCUGUCACAUAAGGAACCCAGUCCUUAGUGAGGAGAAAGAAGUGUACGUUUCUGUGUCAGGUGCUUUGUUCCCUUGGUCAUGGAUAGUGGGGCUUUCUGUGCCCCUGGGCAUCCUGGUUGUUGCUAACCUUUCAUGCUGUAUAUUAUGUGGUGUUCUCAUAUACAAGGAUAUGAUAUGAACGAUUAAUGUUCUGGAGUGAUUAGACGUGCUUCAAAUUGUGAUAGAGAUGAAGGUUUCCUGGAUGUUUGCAUGGAUAAAAAUGCAUUUCGUUGUACACUCAAGAUUGUUGUGCUUUACUCUGUUCUCCACGGUGGUCCCAGUCUUCCUUUCAUCCUGUUACUGUGCCCUUUUGAAGAUACUACCUCACUGAAUAAUUGCUUUGAAAAACAGAAUAAAUAUAAUGGAUAUAAAAGCAUCCAAAGUAGAUCUUAAGUGGUAUUGCAGCUUCCAUGUUUAUCUGUUGGAUCACUCACUCUGGGGGAUGUCAAGCACUAUGACAUGAGAACACUCAAGUUGUCCUGUGGAGAGUGUCAUGGAGACAAAACCUGAGGUCUCCUGCUCAUCGCCAUAAGGAUGAAUCAUCUUGACGGUAAUAUUCCAGCCCAUCUAGCCAACUGAACUACACCUUCCUGGGAGACAAAACCACAACUCUUGACCAAGCCCUCAAAUGCCUAAACCACAGACAUCUUGCAAGCAACUAAGAAGCAACUAAUUUGUAUGAUUAUUUCUGUUUUGUUUUGAUUAUUUUUAUUUUUAAGAAACUAAGAUUGAAAAUUAUUUCUCAUCAGCAUUGAAUAAAUAAUGUACUGACACAAGCUAUACAACCUCUGUCGACAGACACGGUACGGAUGGAGGGGAAAUGCUCUGAAAAA
This is a messenger RNA of Condylura cristata (star-nosed mole), 1727 nucleotides long. Its product is annotated as butyrophilin-like protein 2. The record is from RefSeq and is a predicted model, not a curated record. Gene Ontology annotation, molecular function: signaling receptor binding. The transcript is spliced from 7 exons. NCBI's taxonomy places the organism in Eukaryota, Metazoa, Chordata, Mammalia, Eulipotyphla, Talpidae. Gene Ontology annotation, cellular component: external side of plasma membrane. The coding region runs from base 227 to 1033 and encodes 268 amino acids. Gene Ontology annotation, biological process: T cell receptor signaling pathway; regulation of cytokine production.